AUGUCUCGAGAGAAAACGGAUGUGAUUCUGAAACAAGUUGUGAAACAUUUCUUGGUCGAGAAAGAGGUUACAUCGACUUUGGUGAUAGAUUUCUUGUUUCAUGGGUUAAAAUCUCUUGAAGAGAAAGGCAACAAGGAGAGAACAAUACAUAGAAUUUCAAAACAAGUUAUGAACCUCGUCAUCGAUGAUUUGGAGUCUUUGGAAAAUAAGUUGAAGUGUCUUGACGACGAAACUAAUGCCAAAGAAAUUCCAGCUGCUACAAUUGUUAGUGUGGAGAAAGAUAUGUUUGUUUUAGUUGACGAUGCGAUGUUACUCAUAGAGGAAGCUGUUCCUAUCAACCGUUUGGAGGUUGGUGAUGUAGGAGAGCGUAAUGAGAAACUAUUAACUGAUGUUGCUAGACGGGCUUUGGAGGUAUUUGUUCUUGAUCAUAUCUUCUACAACAAAAUUGAAGUUGCAUACAAAGAAGCUAUUGCAUUGAAAAGGCAAGAAGAGCUUAUUCGCCAAGAAGCUAAUAGUAAUAACAAGAGAAGAACAAAGAAGUCAACUAAAACCACGUGA
Microthlaspi erraticum is the source of this 558-nucleotide messenger RNA. Lineage: Eukaryota; Viridiplantae; Streptophyta; Magnoliopsida; Brassicales; Brassicaceae. The record is from the annotation of a GenBank genome assembly.